AAAAAUGAAAGGUAUUGUUGUUCUCAUUUUAACAUCCUGUAUUAUUUUCGUAAUACACAGAAUGUAUUAUAUGAUUUAUCUCAUUUCUUAUUUCUCCUUCUUUCAUUCUCUCUGUCACUCGAUACAUCGAUGUGUAUCUCGCGCCUUUAUUAUAGCGCGCGACGUAAUAUCGCGGCGCGCUCGUUACGUUACUCCUCCGUUGUUCUCUACCUCCCAUUUAGGCGUAUCCACAAAGCUGCCUCCUUCGACAUGUGCACCGAAGUAAUAUCCAUCCCGGAGAUUUUUAUCUGUUGGUAUAUUGCAGAAACCGCUAAUAAAUUAUGCCCGCGCGACGCGUUUAAACGUACGGCACCGCGGCGAAAUGCGCGAUACUUCGCCUUUCACCUUGCUACGAUAAUGCAUUCUGUCGUGCAUUGUGGCUCGUGUUGGGAUAACCGUCGUCGUAUUAUCGUUAUACCAUACCCCGAGCAACAAUUACACGGAAACGGCCGUUCCGUCGAAAAUCGGCCGCUGAAGACCGCCGCGAUUUCCUGCGAUUAAUGAAUAACGAGUAAAAGUCGCGCGAAACUACGUUGAGUUCUCAUGUCGCUAAAGAAGCGCUCGUAAUAUCUUGCAAGUUAGAAAAAUAUAUCGAUAAAGAAUCAGAUUCAACUUUCAUAAAUUUUUCUCGCCAGACACAAAUCGCGCGGCGUGGUCUAAAAAAAUUAUUUAUCGACGUUUGAGACUCAGGUGUAAAAGUAUUAAACUUCAAUAAGGCUGAAGGAGAGAAAGAUAUUAAGGUAAAGAAAUUAAGGUCGUCUCUUUUUGUAAAUUGGACGGAGUGUAGGAAACGAUAUUAGAAAGUGUCUUGGCUCUCAUUCAAGAUUUUCAGCAGAACUGUGACUCGGUUCGGCGAUUUACACAAAUAUCCGUGCGUAAAUCACUAUUAAAAAAAGUCAUGAAAAAGAUUCUCUUACAAUAGAAGGGAUUGCAAUGCAGAAAUGGAAAGUUCAUGUCCACCAUUGAUUUUCAGAAACGGUCCGAUCUUGGGACAAGCUCUCGCAGCUGAUACCAACGAAUUCGGUCUACGAGAAGCAAGACCGAAAUGCAUCGCCGUCCGGCAACGAGGCCGAUGCAUCGCUGGCGCAUUCGCUGGCGAAGAACAAUGUGAUGGACACGUCGAAAUCGAAGGGGGAGGCGAUCACGAGGAGGAGAAGGUGGAGGAGGAGGAGGAGGAGGAGGAACCUAAACUGACGUACGACGAGGAAUACGAAGAUGAAGAUAAGCACAAAAAGGAAGAGGUUGAGGAGGAGGAAGAGGUGGAGGUGGAGAAGAAAGAUCCCACCGAUACCGAGAAUGGCGCAAUGAAGAAAGAGAGAUCUCCGCAAGAAACUAGCAGCGUGUCGAAUACCGAAGGGGGAGACAGGGAUGGGGAUUACCUCGAAGAUCUCCCGACGAAUCAGGACGACAACACGUAUUAUUAUUACGACGAGUACGAAAACGGAAAUCAUACACGAUACGAUUCCGCAGACGAACAUCUCGACUACGUAGACACGGAAUCUGAAGAGGAGGACGUUACGCCGGGGAAUUCGGCAGAAUUGGAGCCCGACAUUUUGGAGAAGAGAGACGAAGACACCUCGCACCGCUCAACUUCCAACUCGUCGCGGAUUGUCAAGGAGAAAGUCGGCAGUCCGAUAUCAUCAAUGGACCUGGAACAAGGCUCGUCUAUGGAGGGCAGCGACAAAAUGUUCUCCAUGUUCAGCGCGUCCGAGGAACAGGAGUUUGAGGAGAAGAAGGAAUCCGAAGAAAACGAGGAAUACGAGGAAAAAGAGGAACUCGAGGAAAAGGAGGAACCCGAAGAGAAAGAGGAAAAGGAGAAACCGGAGAACGUCUCCUCCGAGACCAGUUCCAUCCUGAUAGGUGGCGCCGUGGUGUCCGUUGUGACCACGAAGAGCGUGGUGAACGGCACGAUAUCGGUGCCGACGACGGCAUCGCCGGCUACCACGAAGCAAGUCGCGCCUCCGCCGCCGUCGUCGUCACCAUCGUCAUCAUCGUCGUCAGUAGCCGAGAUAACUGAGGGACACCCGGAAGUGACCACGGAAGACUCCGCGAGGAUCCUGGCCUCCGUGCAGACUAGUCGCAGCAUCUCGGGCGCGCGCUUCCUGCCGUUUCCGGUGAUCGAUCGCGUGGAACAGGUGGAGGCGCACGGCGGCUCGCUCGAGGGCAAGAAAACGUCGCAAUCACCGUCCGAAUCUACGGAGAGCAUCAUCGACAAGCUCGACUGGGCACAGUCCAAGUUAUCCAGCGAUCUCCUGCCGGCCGCCAUCCUCGGCACCGGUGGCUUCCGGAACGCCGGCAACACGUUGCAACUAGAUGUGUUAGCUGAACGAGAUCGCACAACGACGUCGACGACGACGACUCGUAAGAGUUUCACUACCACCGCCAAGGUACCGGUUAUCGGCAAGUUUGUGCCGCGACGUUAUAACGACAAAAGAGUGGAGCACACCAGCACGGCGAAGCCGCGAUUUGAGACCACAAUUGACAACCUGGAAGGCUUGCUACCUCGGAAUUAUGUGUCAAGAGGAACUACCCCGAGUGCGGUUACGAAGAUAAACUUUAGAUGGCCGUCUUCGAAACUAACGACAUCCACAGAUUCACCAACACAGACGAAGACACCAUCGACGACAUCACGAACGAAACCUAAUACCAGCAUUGUCGUUCAAGAUAUUAGUGCAUUUUUGCCACCAGGAUAUAAACUGAAGAAAGAAGAUGCGACCGCGACGGAGAGUUCCCUUCUCAGCGAAAUUCUCGCCAAAUCCGAAGUCGACAUUUCGUCUCUUUUGCCAUCUGAUUAUAAUAAAAAAAAAGAAGAAUCCAAACCAAAAGAUAUCACGACGACAACAGCGAAAAGUACAGGCGUUUCUCCAGAAAAGAUCGCCUCAUCUUUCCAGGAUCUUUUCGCGUCCUCCAAAGUCGAUAUCUCUGCCUUGUUGCCUAAAGAUUACGAACAAAAGAAGAAGGAUCUUGUUGUGGAUAGCAAAGCCGUUGGCAAUGUAAGCAGCGAGCAGAACGCGACUGUUACGGAACGAACCGAUUCCGAGUCGCCUACCACGAAGAAAACUGGCGGCUUAAAAAUCGUGUUUCCUAGCAGGCCAGGUGGUCGCAAGCCGAUCCAGAAAAUAACCACCCCGCUCACUCUACUCCGAGAUGGUCCAGGCGCAGUGACGCCAAAGAUACAAAAGGGGUGGCCGACUCGAGCUACUACGGAGUUCACUGGAUGGCCAACGCCAUCCACCACACCGAUCUCCAUUGAGAAACUGCUGGAGGCAGCACGCACGGCUACAGUAGCAUCGACGAACAUAUCGCUUAUUCCCAGCACGAACGAGAUCUCGAGCACGUCGUCAACGUCGACGACGACGACGACACCGAGGCCGACGACUCCCGGUGUGUGCGACGACGAGUGCGAGGUCGCCGGCACGAUACGUAUCAUCGGGAACGCGACGUGGGUGCCGGAAUUGUUCGAUCGAAAUACCCGCGAAUGGCAAGAGCUCGCCAAUCAAGUGGAACGAGAGAUGAACUUUAUAUUCUCGAAAUCCAGUGUUUUGAUGAACUGGUUCAAAAAUAUAAGGAUCGACUCCUUCAGUCAAGGCAGCAUCCUAGUAGAUUACUUUGUCGAGCUAGCCAAUUUACGGCAGAAAGUGAACACGCAGGAGCUAAAAGUAAUUUUCCACGACUCGCUCAGAACAUACAAUGCCAAUCGAUGGAAUGAAACAAGCAUGAAGGGUCCGUUAAAAAUGGGGAUGUUUACUAUCGAUCCCAAGUACACUGAUUUCGUAGUCAUACCUAAAGUGAAUACACCGCAAUAUAUUGAGAAAGAUGAUAGACUGAUACCUCAGUGGGCCAUCGCGGUGAUAGUGAUCGGUGUCGGAGGUUUAUUAUUUAUUAUUGUAUUCGGUGUAUCUGUACUCGUCAACAGACAAAGCGGAUCAAAGUUGAAACCGACUAUGUCCGCGAUUUACGAAGAGGAGGUGGCCAAACACACGUCGAGUCACAGGUCGAGCGACUAUUCCAAGCCGGUACACACAAUAUGGACCGAUCCCGACGUCUCGUGGAACGACAAGUCCUUCGAGUCGACUUCUAACAAGAUUCUGGUUGACAAAUCUUUCCAGGACAACAAGAAGUACAAUUUGUACGACAGUUGGCGAUCCGAGUGGAACGGUUAUUAUUACAAUCCCUCGCAUGCAAGCAGCAAAUACGGCGGUUACGACAGUACCACGAACCUAUCGAGCCGCCAUCAUCCCGAUUACGACACGAAUUUUUAAACGCCAAUAAAUUGCAAUUUCUUCUGUCGAUACCGAAAUUUCACUUAAUUUAUUCGGCGCCGUUAGGUAAGCAGUAGCGAGAGAUGCAUUGGAAUGUUUAGUCUAUUCUUCAACAAUAGGCAUUCAUCUCGAUACCAAUAUAUCUCUAAAACGUUUUCAGUAUAUCAACUCAUUAUUUUGUGUUCUCUCGUACGUCUAGUAAUAUCUUGUGUGUUCAUUAUUUCACGACAUCGAAUUAUCCAUUUAUUCUUUACUGUUUGCCUUGAUAAGGGAUUCAUUUAUUCUAGUCAGAAUAAUAAAUAAUCGAUAACAUACUGUAAUCGGUCGCAUUCCAUCGAAACCGAUUUAUUACCAUGACGCCAAUAUACGCCGUCGCGACGUGUUUGGAAUUAUAGGUGUGAAAAAUAGAAUUAAGCGAAAAGAAAAUUGUGUGAUUACAUCAAAAAUAUUUUCUCGUUUAUAAAUGAGGAUUGCAUCGAAUAGAGACCAAAUCACAUGAUGCUAUAUCACAAUUCUUUUUAUAAUCGAUCAUACACAUCCGUCGGUUUCAUAUAAAAAAUAUAUAAACCUCGUAUAUAUCUCUCUUAUACACAGACUUAAAGUAACUUACUCAACAAGGAAAGUAGAUUUCUAAUCGACGAGAAUGUCGUUUCUUCCUGAGUGUUUACAUGAUGUUUGAGUACACUCACGAGUUUUUGAUACAAGAACGAUUGCCUGUUCGAAAAAUAGGGAAUACGAAUUUAUUCGCCGCCUUAUCUUCCGUCUUGUAAUUAUGUUAAAGAAUGUAAUUAUACUUAACAGAUAUUCGGUUUUAAAACAUCAUUGGCAGUCAAACAAAAAAAAAAA
This is a messenger RNA of Pogonomyrmex barbatus (red harvester ant), 5147 nucleotides long. RefSeq lists its product as uncharacterized. Lineage: Eukaryota; Metazoa; Arthropoda; Insecta; Hymenoptera; Formicidae. The record is from RefSeq and is a predicted model, not a curated record.